CAGAGCCGAGAGCGCAGCUGUUUGGAAUCAUGACUGAAGAUGACGGAUUCGGUUGUCGUGGAGGGACAAGUCAAAUACAGAGAUGGAAAAAAGUGGAAGAGUAGGUGGGUUGCUCUCAGAAAGCCCUCCCCUGUAGCAGAUUGUCUGUUAAUGCUAGUGUACAAAGACAAGUCGGACAAAACCAAAGGCCACAAGGAAAGGCACAGUAUCACACUAGAAGACAUCUGUGGCCUUGAACCUGGGCUUUCCUAUGAGGGGGUCAGCUAUACACUCGCUAUCAUCUGCUUGUCAGAGACUGUGAUGCUGGGCUUUGAAAGCAGGGAUACCAUGUAUGCCUGGGAUAUACGGAUUCGCUACAGCCUUGGGGAAGUCCACAGAUUUAAUGUAGCAGUACUACCUGGUACCAAACUAGAGACUGGACCUGCUACCCUCCAUUUAUGUAAUGACCUUCUGGUAAUUGUGAGGGAUAUCCCACCAGCAAUCAUUGGACAGUGGAAACUGUCAGACCUCAGAAGAUAUGGAGCUGUCCCCAAUGGCUUUGUCUUUGAAGGGGGAACACGGUGUGGCUAUUGGGCUGGUGUUUUCUUUCUGUCCUGCGCCGAAGGGGAGCAGAUCAGCUUUCUCUUCGACUGCGUCGUUCGAGGCAUAUCCCCGAGCAGAGGCCCCUUUGGACUGCGGCCAGCCCUGCCAGACCCCAAUGCUAAUCCAGCCUACAUGGAAGACAGGGUUAGCCAUGAAGCUCUCGAGCUGGAGAAACGCCUCAGUCUCCUGUCCCACUCCAGUCGGCAGAGCAGUACAGCGUCCUCUUCAAGUUACAGCACCUCGGGGACGCUAGGAGACGACAGAAGUCUGUCUAGCUCUUCUUCAGACACCAGCCACUCGGAUACCAGCAUCGGCAGCAGGCUGGCAAUCUGGCCCGAGCCGUCCAUCAGCAGUGCCCCCCUGGAGCCCCACAGCCUGCCCGCGGCGAAGACCGUGCUUCACGGGGAGGAGAAGCUGCAUGUGGAGGCCAUGCGCGGGACAAGACCUCCUCCGAAGCCCCCUCGGUCCCGGAAGCUGCAGGAAAUCGGCCGCCAGAGCUCCUCUGACAGUGGAAUUGCCACCGGGAGUCACUCCUCAUACUCUGGAAGCUUCUCUUCCUACACGGGCAGCCUGGACAUCUGCCACGGAGACGAGUUUGGAUCCCUGCUUAGCCUGCCGCUGAACCUUGCAUCCGAUCAGAGCUGGUGCACCUGCCAGCACGGUGAAACACAGAGGGUUCUGGGCUCCGAGUAUCAAGUUCCCAGCUCACUUAGGCAUCUCUACGACACGCCUCGGAGUUUAUUACAGGCAGCUGCCAGCCGGGAAGCCCAGAGCAAGAGCCCAGAUACUUCACUACCAAAGGACGAAGCUGCUCUUUCCCUGCUUACCAGCAUCACAGACACAAAAGGAGCUACUCCUGAACUGAGCUCUGACAGGAGGCUUGCAACAUCUUCCAGUCAUGAAAGCUCCAGAGACUCAGAUGAGACGUAUGUGGAUCUUAUACCGAGGUGGUCAGCUGUACAGCACCCUGAACAGGUGCGGGUACCCAGGAGCAGUGAGGUGGUGCCAUCUGCUGGUGUCUCCACAGACCCGUGUGAAAUAUGCAGCCCCCACCCAGGGGUGUCAAGAGCUCUGUUUGCUGCUUGCCCUAUCUGUGGAGGAUUGAAGGGAACAACACUCUCACAUUCAGGAGUCUUAUCCAUGCCAGCUAUACCAGAAAAGAGCUCUGCAAAAACCUUCUGCUGUUUUUUAGAAUGUAGUAAGCCCACAAACAGUGAGAAAACCAGCAAGAAGAAUAUAGAUGACGAAUGUGGACUUAGGAAUGCUGGUGAUGAUGAUGAUUAUGAAGCAAUCUGGGAUGCUAGAAGUGUUCCUACCACUGAUGCGGUGAAGAAUCGUGCAAGUGGGAAUUUAGAUAGGAAAUGUCUUCAGAAAGGCAGUGAAAAAGGUGCAACCGAGAUAAAAUUCCAUCACAAGGACAUCAGUUCAAAUCUCUUCACAGGAGUGCACAGCAGCUAUUGGAAAAUUAGUAACUGCAGUGAAAAUUUAAGGGUGCAUAACCUGUAUGAACCAAUGGCUCCAGCCUUGAGAAAUGGGUCUUUGGUCAGUGCAGACAUUACAAAAGGAGCCUCAAUUCUCUGGAUGUGUUCAGAGAACAAGAAAUCACUAGGAAAAAAUGAGUUUGAGGAAAUUGAAAACAACCAGUCUGACAGAAAGACCGAUGGCUUAACUAGUACUCCUGAAAGUGGAUCCUUGUCAGACAUCUUGAGCAAAUAUAAUGCAAGAUUGCAGCAUCCACCUGGCAUUUCACCAAGAAGCAAUUCCGUGGAAAAUAAGAAUGUCAAACAACAAGAGCAUUCCCAAGAAAUGUUGUCGAGUUUUCACUUUCAGCCCCUUGGGGUUGAUGACCAAAGUCAGGAGAUUUCCACCGGUGAAGAGUCAUCAGAAGACAAGAAACCAAAGAAAAAAGAUGAGAAGCGCAAAACCGAUCUGGCAUAUGAGAUCAUGGAAGGACGAGGAACGGAAAAGCCAGCAGAGUGGGAUGAAAGCAGCAGAUAUGAGUUGAUGGCCAGUUAUGGACACCAGAAGAUUUUCCAUGAGACAGAAGGUGCUACAUCUUCACUAGGCACUUCUGGCACAUUACAGAUGCAUAGAGAACAAAGUUCACUCUCUGAUUCAAAAGGCAGCUAUGAGCUGAUGACCUCCACCAUUGAAAUGCCAAAAAGAUGUGAAGUCACGUCUGGUGAAUAUUGGGGCAUGUCAGCCAUCUCAACGGACGUACAAGUGCCGGAAAAGCUUCGUGGUGAAGGGGUGACCUAUGUUAAUAUUCCUGUCAGUCCGACGUCGAAGAAGCAGCUUCAUUAUAUGGAAUUAGAGCUUCAGGAACCUGGCUCUGGAGUUAGAGGAGGGGGCUCUACCAAGUACGCCCAGAUUGAUAUCACUGCCACAGAGACAGCCCACAAAGUGGGGACCCAGCAUGCUCAGUUCAGAGAGGAACGUCUGCAAGAACUUGAACAGAAAAAGAAGGGAAAUGCAAUUAAACUGUGAGGAGGUUGAUACCAUGGCUUCAUUCAAGAAAAUGCUAGAUGAGAUCAUCAGAUCAACUAAACAGUCCACCACUCUUUCCAACCACCUCAGAUGUCCUCUGAUCUGUAGAAGUUAAUUUCUCAGCCUUUAAUGUUAGCCUUUAACAACCUUUGACCAUACUGAUCAUUUUAAAACAGCAAACUACAGUCAUUCUGCUGAUGCAAAGGUUGUUUCUUCCUGGAACAUGAACAAGAAUUAGAAACUGGUUUCUUAGUUUCUCUUACAGGUGGUUUUCAAUCAUGCCAAUGUCAGGCAGUGUAUAUUACUUAAGGAUAAGGUUGUAUGUUUUCCAUUAAUGAAAAUUAUAUCUAAUUAAUUAUAAUUAAUAGAAACUCUAAUCAACUCACUUUAUCUUUACAACACAACUUGACUACCUGUGCACCAGAAACAAUGCUACACAUCAACAUAACUGUUCAAUGUUUGCUACAUUUUAAAGAAUAUUUGCCCAACAAGCUACUGAUAUAAAGCUUAAAUACUGCAGCAGCCAUAUCACUCUGCAACUCACCACUGGCAACCCACUGAAGAUCAGUAGGUGAGAGCC
Messenger RNA from Lepisosteus oculatus (spotted gar), 3649 nucleotides. The record is from RefSeq and is a predicted model, not a curated record. NCBI's taxonomy places the organism in Eukaryota, Metazoa, Chordata, Actinopteri, Semionotiformes, Lepisosteidae.